ACUCUCAAGAGAAGAAAACCUCUCAAACCUGUGGCUUCCAUUUCUUUAUGCCGUACUCCUGAGUUCGGUCUUCGCUUCCAUUUCUCCUUCAAUCGCUUACCUUCACUCUUCUUUUCUACAUCACUUUUAUACAUACAACCACUAGGAAUUAUGAGUGGUGAAGAGGAGAAGAAAUGCCCUUUGUGUGCUGAAGAGAUGGAUUGGACUGAUCAGCAGUUGAAUCCUUGUAAAUGUGGUUAUGAGGUGUGUGUUUGGUGUUGGCAUCACAUAAUGGACAUGGCUGAGAAGGAUGCAACCGAAGGGCGGUGUCCUGCAUGUCGGACACCUUAUGACAAGGAUAGGGUUGUAGGGUUGGAAGCAAAUUUCCAAAGGGUGGUUGGCAAUAGUUCAAGUCAAAAACAAAAAGUAUUAAAGGGAAAAUCAAAAACAAGUGAAAGCAGAAAAGAUCUUAGCAAUGUUCGAGUCAUUCAACGAAAAAUGGCGUACAUCAUCGGACUACCUCUUGAUCUUGCUGAUGAAGAUUUAUUGCAGCGGAAAGAUUAUUUUGGUAAAUAUGGAAAAGUAACAAAGGUUUCUCUUUCUCGGACGGCGGGUGGGGCCCUUCAGCAGUUUGUCAAUGAUACUUGCAGUGUAUAUAUUACUUACUCAAAAGAGGAGGAAGCCGUGACGUGCAUUCAGUCUGUACAUGGUUAUGUCUUGGAUGGUAGACCGUUAAAAGCGUCAUUUGGGACUGCAAAGUAUUGUCAUGCAUGGUUGCGGAAUACGCCUUGCAACAAUCCUACAUGUUUAUAUUUGCAUACUAUUGGUGCUGAAGAAGAUAGUUUUGGUAAAGAUGAAGCGGCUGCAGUUCAUACUAGGAAUAGAGUUCAGGAAAUAGUCGGUAGUACCAAAUAUGUGCAUAGACGCUCCGGAAGUACGUUGCCACCACCUGUAGUUGAGCAAUUUAAUCACAAUGCUUCAGCUGAGGAUCCUGUGUAUGAUGGCAUGAAAGAUGUUGGUUAUGCACCUAUCAAACCGUCAAAAGAAGCGACAACAUUUGUAGAUAUGGUGUGCUCUGAUAGUAAGCAUGUAGAGAUUGAACGCUCAGAUUCAGUUCAAUAUACAUCAUCAAACCCUAACCAAUUUGUUGAUUCACCGACUUUUGAUGAUAAAAAGUCAAAGGACUCUUUUAAGAACUACAGUGAUCCUUGGUAUGAUACUGAAAAUGAUAACCAGAUUAGUGCAGAUCAUUACGUUCUAAACAGUUAUGUAGAUGAGGAAGAUAACAGUAACAUACAACCGUCGCAAUAUACGGAUUCGACAUUGAACGAUGGGUACAACGAAAACAAAUUUCAAAGCUUAGCUAAAUCAGAUAAGAUAUACAGAGGCGCGAACUCGUUUUCGAAUGAAGAGAUUGUGGAGCAUUUGAGACGGCUUGAUCAUGAUGCACCUCUAGUAGAUGAUGACGAAGAUUCUGCUGCUUUGGAGAGUAGUAUAAUAUCCAAUAUUUUGUCCAUAGAUUUAGACGGUGAUGAUUCACCGUACCCUCAAACGGUUGCAGGAUUGCUGCAACCGAAAGAUGCGCGUUCUUGGAACUUUCAAAAUAAUGAUCAGUCCAUAUUCUCGUUUGCAAAUGAACAUCGGUUUUCUGGUCAGCAAAAUGAUCUAAGCACUAGCACCAUUGCAUCUAGGGUACAGAACUCGACACCGCCAGGAUUUUCGGCGACCAUAAAGCCGCCACCUGGUUUUUCCUCCUGCAUGAGAGCUGAACAGGCUGUUGCUGCUGGCUCAGGAAAUUAUAUGAGGACCGGACCAAACGCACUUUACGGUUCACCAUUUUUGGGGAAUCUAUACAACAUCAACGGCGAUGUCGGAAAAUUAUCAACGAACUUUUUGAACAACUCCUGGAGCAGUUCGUUUGAUGAGGACACAAAACCGUGGCUUUUUAUGCAACAGCAAUCCGUACCUCAGUUUUCUCAACCGACAAUGUUGCAGCCGCAACAACAUACAACGCCCCAGUUUCCUUCUCAGGUUGAUUUGUAUGGCGGUCUUACUUCCGGGCUAGCGGAUCUACAUCACCAGAGCUACAACUCUACACCGUCUUUGUUUACGCAACAGCCGAAAUUUGAAGGUGGUGGGUUUCAGCAGCAUAACCCGUUGCAGGAGGUUCAAGUUCAACAACAGGGUGGUACUAGAGGUGAGGUACAAAAAUAUGGGUUUGACAGUUUGUUGUCGGAUUAUGGUGACUAUAUGUUCCAAACGCCCACUUCGGGCGAUUUAUACACCCCCCGGGUAUUUGGAAUGUAAAGAAUGCACCUUAAAGUUGAAAUGAGCUUGUUACUCUUAGUUAGUUAAAAAGUCUUGGUUUCUUGUCUAUGGUUUUUGGUUAUGGAUUUGUUGGUCGUAAGGCGUAAGUAGUAACUAGUUUUGGUUUCUGAA
Molecule: messenger RNA, 2418 nt
Organism: Helianthus annuus (common sunflower)
Lineage: Eukaryota; Viridiplantae; Streptophyta; Magnoliopsida; Asterales; Asteraceae
Exons: 12
Coding region: 151-2286 (711 amino acids)
Biological process (GO): protein ubiquitination
Cellular component (GO): CCR4-NOT complex
Molecular function (GO): RNA binding; ubiquitin-protein transferase activity
Source: RefSeq, a predicted model, not a curated record